This is a messenger RNA of Symbiodinium sp. CCMP2592, 2127 nucleotides long. NCBI's taxonomy places the organism in Eukaryota, Dinophyceae, Suessiales, Symbiodiniaceae. The record is from the annotation of a GenBank genome assembly.
AUGACUCGUCGAGCCAAGUGGAGCACAUCCUGGCAGCAGCACGUGUCCGAGUCUGUUCUUUCGGAUGUGGACUUGAAGGGGAAUCUUGAACGUGUUUCUGAACAUGAGAAUAUACACUGGCAUUUGCCAGUUCAAGUCACGACAGCAGGCGGGGUCUUGGCUCACGCAUCUCAUGUCAUCACUGUUCUUCUACAUCAUCAUGCACCCAUGAUUUUCAAGGUGGGGUUCACCCACGACGCUUGCUGGAGAUGGGAAAACUCAGUCUAUGGAUACCGAAGGGAUAAAGGUCAUAAGUGGGAGCAUAUGUGCAUCCUGCACUUGUCCGAAGAAGCUGGUACACCAUCCAUGCUCGAAGCAGCCCUCAUCGACAAGUACAAAGGCAACUCAGACUGCACAAAGGCUAGCAUUGGCGCUACCUGCAAAUCGGUGGUGCGGUCGGCUCGGGCGACUGUUGAAGAAGUGCCAGCGGCAGCUUCAUCUUCCCUAGGGCUUGCUGCUCGUUGCACUGAGCACAAUGCUGAGCGAGACUUUCAUAGAAUGGCCCGACGAACUGGGCUAAUGCUUCCAGUGCAAAUCAGCCCUGUGAUGUUGGAUGAAGAAGUUGAUGUGAUAAAGCUAUCUUCUUGGGGCCACUUCUUUUUGGAGCGGAAUCUCUGGCACACGAUGUGUGGGCUGCAGCAGCCAGAUCAUGACAGGUGUUGCUUUAUUUGGGGAAGCUUUUGGGACAAAUACCGUGCAAUCGCUCCGUUGCACCCUGUUUUCAACAAAACAGCAGAGCAGUUGUCCCGGACCGUGGGCGUCCUCAUCCACGGGGACGAGGGCAGGUCCAAAAAGAAGGCCCCGCUUUUGGUGAUCUCGGCCCAUUCCGUUUUAGGAAUGGGCAGCGGUGUUGACUCCCAUCUUCAUGCCGCUGAGGCCUACGACAAACAAGAAUUAAACUGGACAGGACAUACUGCUGCAACUCGAUGGCUUCUCAGUGUGCUCCCGCGAUCUAUGUACGACGACCAGCGAUCGGACAACUACCAGCUCCUCCUCAAACACUUGGUCACCGACAUGAAAGAGCUUUUUGAAAAAGGUCUCGUGGAUCCCUUGACUGGCCACACCCACUACUUUUGCAUUCUGAACAUCAUUGGAGACUGGCCAUUUCUGGCCAAGUCAUUCGAAUGGACCCGGACAUUUGGAAAUUCGGCCAAGAAGGCCACGGCCAAAAAGGCGCCGACAGGAAUCUGUCAUGCUUGUUGGGCUGACAAGCCCGGAUACCCGUUUGAGGAUUUCGAAAGCGCCGAGCCGAGAUGGAGGCAAACCCUCAACCGCGACGACCCUUACAUCACCAAGCCGAUCCUCAUGGAGCUUCCCCACGAUCCCGCAGACCCAUCUGCUUUUGCAGGCCAAGACUACUUUCACGGGUUUCAUCUAGGAGCCGGCAAAAUUUUCGUUUCUUCAGGGCUCGCCCUCCUUUCAAGUUUGUUCCCGGGUACGAGCUUUCCAACUCGCUUCAAAGCCAUGGAAACCGAUCUAUUCGGGUGGUGUGCUACAUACAAGCAGUAUCCGUAUAUCCGCAAGUUUACCAGGCAUACCAUCGGCUGGCCGCAUACCACUGAGGCCCCUCUUGGAGGGUGGCACAAGGGCUCCACUACGUUGUGCCUGUUGCGCUGGUUUCUCUUUUGCUGUUGGCAGCGACGAGGCAGCAUCACGAGCGGAUCUCUUUUGCAUCUGUGCUGGGAGGCUGCUUGGGAGAUCGACAUAUUCUUCUCAGGCAUCUACAGGCAGAAGAUUUGGAUUCAGGCAGAUACGGCCAAAGCUUUGGGACUUCGGGGCAUGCGUUUUCUUCAAUUGAAUGGACGAUGCGCUCAAGAAGCCUUUCGGCAGGGGCUCCCCUUCUUCCAAUACAUGCCGAAUCUACACAGGCUCCAUCAUCUGUUCUUCCAGUUGCUGGACCAGUCUGCUAUGACAAACUACGUCCUCAACAACAUGAUCUUUUGUUGCCAGGUAGAAGAAGACUAUAUAGGACGGCCAUCACGAGUUUCGAGAAGAGUCCACACGAGAUCCGUCAUAUUGCGAGUGUUGCAGAGGACACUGGAAUCUGCACAAGCUAGAAUGACUGAGAAUGGAUGGCUAAGACGCUGA